UAUAUUAAAAAUUUGACAACUCUUGUUUUGUAUGUCGUUAUUUUGAAAGUAUAUGUUUGUUUUCUUCUUUUACUUUAUUGUGAUUUCAUAAAAAAAGUCUUCGAUAGAAAAAGCUCGUAAUGGCUCCUCGAGAGAUAGCUAGAGCAACGCCAAAAGUGCAGCGCACUAUAGUUAAAACCAACACUACAAAAGGAAGAACGACUCCAUCAUCAACAGUAAAAAAAACCAUGUCGAAUAAAAAAAUACCAACGGAGAAGAUUCCUCUUAAAAUGAAUAACAUGACUGUGGCGACGAGACAACGGACUAGCACAGUCCCAAAGGUCUCCACACCAAAGUCCAAAGAGAAUAAAUCUGUACCGAUGCCAAGCAGUGUCACAAAAAGCGCUAAAAAGGCCACUUGGAAACGUAGACCCAAGCCAGCACACUCUGGAGUACCAGUACCUGAGAAGAUGAAGAGACUGUUAGAGAAACAAUUACAAGACUCAGAUUGUAGUUUGUGAACUCAACUUUAUUUGAUCCUGACUAUAUUAUUAUAAUUGAACACAGACAACUCAACUAGAAUUGUCUGUAGAUCAAAAAUUAAAAAAAAUAAGUGUUAAAAACUGUACCAAGUUUGUUCAAAUAAGUACUUUUCAUUAAUAUAAUAACACCAAUGUUGUAUAUGUAAUGAGGGAUAGACAAUUUCAUUUUUAAAAUAUGUAUGUCCAUAGGAUAAAAAUGAGUCUUGAAACAUGUCCUACAUGUCUUUUAAUCCAGCCUGAUUAAAAUUCUCUGAUUAAAAAUCUGAUUAUUUAUUUUGUAUGUGAUAACAAAAGAAAGAUAAUUUUGUUCUGGAUGAUGCAUAUAUUUUAAAAAUUAAAUAGUUUGUCAUUUGA
Molecule: messenger RNA, 875 nt
Organism: Galleria mellonella (greater wax moth)
Lineage: Eukaryota; Metazoa; Arthropoda; Insecta; Lepidoptera; Pyralidae
Exons: 2
Coding region: 120-500 (126 amino acids)
Source: RefSeq, a predicted model, not a curated record